Molecule: messenger RNA, 2132 nt
Organism: Oryzias latipes (Japanese medaka)
Lineage: Eukaryota; Metazoa; Chordata; Actinopteri; Beloniformes; Adrianichthyidae
Source: RefSeq, a predicted model, not a curated record
UGUUUUUUUUUUUUACUUCCGGGUUUCACGCCUUCCUCUGCCUGGACUCUGAAAAAGCGUCUUCCAGCUGAAGAUGUUGUGAUUCGCGUCUUUCCUUCGUGUCCGUGGGUGUGGAGAUGACCCCGGAGCAGCGGGACUUCAUCCUGCAGGCGUGCGCAGCCUCCUCCCUGUGCGCAGGCGCGACGAUCCAGAGCCUGUGGAGCGGUUACGGGGAGAUUGUGCGCGUGCACCUGCAGGGCUGCCGCCGGCCCUCCGUCAUCCUCAAGCACGUGAAGUUCCCGGAGGAGGCGGGGCGCCCCGGCGCCGGCGGCGGGAACACGGACCGGUCCCACAGACGGAAGGUCCGAUCCUACCAGGUGGAGACGAACUGGUACCAGAACUUCUCCACCGACGACAGCUGCCGCAUCCCCGCCUGCCUGGCGGCCUGUUCCCAUGGCGACGAGAUGCUGAUAGUCCUGGAGGAUCUGGAUGUGGCGGGAUUUGAUGGGAGACGAAAAGAAAAGGACAAACUCGGCUCCAGCCUUCAGUUUGUAGCCGUCGCAGGACGGAGUCGGCUUUUCUUCUAACAUGAGCCAUGGACUCGGGGGGAGUGGAUAGCCCUGUGACCCUGAUCAUAAAGGCCCCCAACCAGAAGUAUGAAGACCAGACCAUCAACUGCUUCCUGAACUGGACUGUGGAGAGGCUGAAGAGCCACAUCUCCAACGUGUACCCCAGCAGACCGCUCUGCAGGGACCAGCGGCUGGUGUACUCGGGACGCCUCCUUCAGGACCACCUGCAGCUCAGAGACGUGCUCAGAAAGAAGGACGAAUACCACAUGAUGCAUCUUGUCUGCGCCUCCCACAGUCCUCCAGCGUCUCCGGUGCCUCGGACUCCUUCCAGCUCCUCCGACUCCAGCAGUUCAGACGAUUCACCGAGCACGGAGAACCUCCCGGCCCCCUCCUCCUCUGUCCCAGGAAGUCAUGAAGGUUUGAGGUACCGCCUCCCCCCCAAUGCUCAGUGGCCGGCUGCAGCGCAGGUCCCUCUACAAGGCGGCCUGCCCCCCAACGUGCCCUUUCACCCCGUGUACAUGCCCCUGCAGAUGCUGUGGUGGCAGCAGAUGUACGCGCGUCACUACUACCUACAGUACCACGCAGCUGUGGCCUCCGCCCAGCCCGCCGCCCCGCCAGUCCCUGCCCCAUCCCCCUCGCCCAUGGCCCCUGCUCAGCCCAAUGAAGCCGUACAGCCGCUCGGCCCCGCCCAAAACCCCCUGCCAGAGGACCAGCCGGCCAACCCCAUCCAGAUGAACGCACAGGGCGGGCCCGUGCUGAACGAUGACGAGCUGAACCGCGACUGGCUGGACUGGCUGUACACGGUGUCCCGCGCCGGCGUGCUGCUCAGCAUCGUCUACUUCUACUCCUCCUUCAGCCGCUUCGUCAUGGUGGCUGGUGCCAUGUUGCUAGUCUACCUGUACCAGGCGGGGUGGGCGAUCUUCAGACCGGAGCAGCAGAACUUCAGAGGAGUGGAUCGGGUCGGUGCUCCACAAGGGGAGGCAGAGCGACGGCAGGACAUCCAGGAAAUGGAGCGCCUGAUGGAUGAGGGGAUGGAGGAUGAGGAAAGUGCUGAGGAGGGCGGGGGAGGUCCGGAGGACCGGGCCCUCGCCGCGGCUCAGCCAGAACCCAGCUUACUGACCACAGCGUGGUCCUUCAUCAGCACCUUCUUCACUUCACUCCUCCCUGAGAGACCCCCCCACAUGGCUAACUAGACCCCCACCCCCCACAGCUUCCAGCAGGUGCUUCUGACCUCCAUGGACCUGUUCACUCCAGAGUGACCAGAACCCGUCAGAACAUCUGUCUGCUGCCAACAUUUGAAGUGGUUCAGAGAGACGGUGUAGAGAACGUGGCGGUUGAAGGUUGUGGUGUUUCUUUUCCUGAAUGACGGCGACGGUUGGAACCGAUUGAGGAGCCGUCCUCCCGCCUGGACGGUGUCGAGGUUCUGAAGCUUUUAUGGAGAAACUGGACUCAGAGUUGAAAGGAGGGAGGGUGUUGACGUGGGUGCAGCAGUUACUAAAGCACAUUUUAUGUAUUUAACACGUGUAAGUAUAUGCAUCUUUGAUUCUUGAUUAUGUGCUUUUUGAAUAAAAAACUUUGAAUUGA